Molecule: messenger RNA, 2585 nt
Organism: Fonticula alba
Lineage: Eukaryota; Rotosphaerida; Fonticulaceae
Exons: 7
Coding region: 249-2255 (668 amino acids)
Biological process (GO): deadenylation-dependent decapping of nuclear-transcribed mRNA
Cellular component (GO): cytoplasm
Molecular function (GO): hydrolase activity; RNA binding; manganese ion binding
Source: RefSeq, a predicted model, not a curated record
AUCGACUCACCCCCUGCAUCCUCGCUCCUGCUCCACAUCCCCGUGAAAGUGCAGCGAUCCCCCCUCUCCUCUCGAAACACCCCCUCUCUGCCUCCUCCCCUGCUCCUCCCUGUUCUCUCUCUCCCUCCCCCUCUCGCGGCCACGCGUGGGCAUCCCAAAUCCUCCUCCUCCUCCACUCCUCUUUUCGUUGCGACGACAGGGAUUCCCUGUGACUGCGUCCGAGUCUAUGGCCAACAAUCUGCAGGAGCAUGCCACAUUCAUCUCUCUCAGAUCCCCCGCUGACAUGUCAUAAUCCCGGCCAAGGGAGGGCCUCGCCCUUGGCGGCUGAUGGCAGCGGCUACCUUUCCCACUCCAGUGCCCGGUCGCCAGCCGAGUCAUCCUCCGCUGUGCUUGCCCUUUUUGCCGGGGGCCCGGCGGCCCCCGCCGCGGCUCCCAGCCCAAGCAUCACUCCGUCUGGUGCAAACCCCAAACGUCCGAAGAAUAAGAAGCCGAAAGCCAAUCAACGUCCCCCCAAGGGCAUGGCUGGACCCGGCUCGGGUGGCAGCCAGUAUGCAUCGGCUCAGGCCGGGCGCCGAGCAGCCCCAUCUAAGUUCCUCUUCGCCGAUGAGGCCCAUUGCGACCUGGCCGGCGAUGACAUCCAAGGCUUGGCCACUCUGGCCCUCUCUUCUACCUGGGAGGUCAAUCAAUUUGAUUUCUUCUACAGCCAGGACAUGCUGGUCAGCAACAUGACUCGCCACAUGUACACACUCCCAUCAUCGGAAUUUGUCGACCUCAAUCGCUUGGGCUUCUCCAUUGAACAAGCGAGCUGGGACUAUUUCGACUUCAUGCCGGAGAACUUGCAGAUGUUUGAUUACCUGGUCUCGCCGAAGCGGAGUAUCCUAAAGCCUGCCACGCCGGAGGCCUGGCAAAGCACCAACCACCGCGCUGAUGUCCUGUAUCACAAUCCCGAGAAGCGAGUGGUGGAAUUCAUGAAAACCAAUCGCUCUUUCGAGACAAUCCUCGAGCUGAUUUCGCACUAUGACCCGGUUCUGCUUCAGCUACAUCUGGCCACGCAAAAUCUCUUCAGUCUCAUCUUGAACUUCCAUCGAACAUACCGGUUCCGCAUCUUCUGUGCGGGCCUCUUCGUUUUCGAUCACACCCUCAAGUAUGUGCUCAUGGUCGAGUCGUACAACAGCUCCUGCUGGGCUUUGCCCCGAGGCAAGCUCAAUGAGGGCGAGAACAUUGUCCAUUGCUCAGUGCGUGAGGGUGAGGAAGAACUCGGCAUCGACCUCUUUGAUAUCGCCGUGCAUUCCAGCUACCUGGACAUUUCCCAGGUCCCAACCAUGACGUCGGGCGCCCCGGCGAUUGCCUCUGGUCCUGGCAGCCAUUCGCCCUCCAGUGGGGGCGGUGCUGGCGGCACCAGCACCGGUGCCAGUGUCGGUGCCCCAGCCGGCAGUGCCGCGAGCAGUGGUGGUGCCGGUGGUGGCAGCAGCAGCAGCAGCAGCAGCAGCGCCCUACACAAGAUGAACACACGCUACUACUUUGUGUCCGGCCUGCCCGAGAGUGUUUGCCUGGCCCAAAUGACACGGAAGGAGAUCCGCCGAAUCCUUUGGUUCGACUUCGACAACAUCGCCAACAGUGAUCGCACCAACGAGCGAAUUAGCUUCUACACCAACAUGCAAGCCAUCUUCAAGGCGGCUGUGCCGUAUGUGGAGCGCGCACGCAUGCGGCUACAGCAGCUUGCCAUGCUGGAGCAUACGGCUCCCCUGACGGCAGAGGUGGCCUUCGAUGCAUCGAAGCCCCGGCAUGAUAUUGAUUUGUCGGCGCCGGCCGUGGCCCCUAUCCAUUCUUCCGGUGUCCUCUGGACCGAUAGCGCCAUGCCGCCCUUCACUUCCGAGGAAUUCCGGUCGCUGGUGCUGCAUAAUGCCGCCAGUCAGCCGGCGCCCCGGCCACCGCUGGGGUCCCCUCUGGACUUGGAUGUCGGCGUCGCGUCACCGAGCAUGCCUGGUGCCGGCUCGACUGACGCCCUCUCCCCCUUGGGCGCUGGCUCGUCUCUCGGCUCGUCCUCGAGUCUGUCACUAUUGGCUGGGACCACGUGUGGCCGAGCGGGAGGAGGUUACUCGCCGCUCCUGGGCUCGACCAGCUCCUUCGAUGGGGCCGGGUCUUCCGGGCUGAGUACCUUUAGUUGGAAGUACAUCCGGAAGAUGAAUUCCGAGCAACGCAUUUUCAUUGACAGCCUACGCGAUGAGAUGAACCGUCUCCUUCCGCCACCAUGAGCUCUUCCAGCUCGGGGAAUAGAUUCAGGCGCGCGCGCGCACACACACGCAUGCAUGGCUGUGUGUCUCCAUCCUUGUCAAGCCUGUCAUGCGUUGGGGUUGCGUUUGUUCAUGUUGUCCAUCUUGUUGCUCGUGUGUGGCGAGGGGAGGAGGAGGAGCGCAGGGGGGGGGGGGAUCGCGCCAAACGCCUUCCUUUCCCCUGGCCUGCUUGCGGCACGCGCUCGGGGGGGGCUGGGAAGUGAUGAAGCACGGGGGAAGAGUCGGAAGCAGGGGGAGGGGAGGGGGAAGAGCGCGUAGCAUCGAGAAUGGGAUAUGAACCGGCGUUUGGCG